AUGGCAAUCAUUCCGUCGAUUCUGAUGCUUAGGACGCCAGGGUCAACGUUUCUACUUCGAACCAGACUCACUCGUCCAUUCUCCCUAUCCUCAUCGCGGUUAUCGGGCUCUAAUGAAAACGUCACGCCAAAAUGCCCUGACAGAUCUUCAAACACAAAAGAUGAGCCAUCUUCGCCCUCUACUAAACCCCUCGAGCAAAAGAAAGCCAAGCCCGUACUGCAAGCGGACGCCGAGCUUCGUGAACGCUUGGAACAAAUGUCUGGCGAUGGAGGAACUGCAGGGAUAGAAUACGAGGAUGGAAAACCGAAUACUAUGAAGCGCAGCGUACGCAACAACAUGUUUCGUUUGAUAUGA
Molecule: messenger RNA, 354 nt
Organism: Penicillium angulare
Lineage: Eukaryota; Fungi; Ascomycota; Eurotiomycetes; Eurotiales; Aspergillaceae
Exons: 2
Coding region: 1-354 (117 amino acids)
Source: RefSeq, a predicted model, not a curated record